UAAAUGUGUGUAUACAUAUAUAGCAUGUAUACACAUUACAUAUACAUAUUAUGCAUAUACAUAAGAAUUAAUUUGACCUAUUUUCACCUUCUCUUCACCUUUUCCAAUCCCACGCUUCCUGCUUCUGUCGUUUGUUCUUCUCAUUUUCCCGUCCCACCACAUUCGUAAAUUGUAAUCCAUAAUUGGUAAUCCGUAAUCUGUAAGCUGCGAUAGGGUAACCCCUACCUCUCCCAGUUAAUUCUCCCUACUUUUAGACCAAAGUAUGGCAUCCCCUAACCCCUAUCCGCUAUCCCGUGACCCGCAGCCGCAGCUACCUGCAGCCCAGACCUAUAAUUUCCAGGCAGAGACCUACACCCUGGCCAGAGCCGGAACCAAGCUGGAGCCGAGGUCGUAGCCAAAGCCAUAGCCGGGAUCGGAGGACGCGCAUGCGUCUUUUUAUCAUUUCCUUGCGACUUUCUCGCUCUUCCAUCGAAUAUAUCAACGUUAAUUCGUACAACGUUCAUCAUCGAGAACAAAAAAGAGGUCGAAAACGAAGACGAAAGUUUUAUAAUGUUAUCGAUUAUCGCAAUGAUAAUGCCAACUUACACCAUUAUCGUUAUUAUUAAUUAACUCGGCAAAUACUCGAAAACGAAGACGGAAAUAGUGCCGGGAAUAAGGACAAGAACAAGGAUAAGAACAAGAACAAAGACGAAAAUAGACGCGAAUACGAGAGCAACGAAAACAGCAAUAAUAACGACGUUUAAUACGUCUCAAGUGUCAGAUAUCACGUUAGUGAAGACGACAAAUGAAAGAACAGGAAAAAGAAGGAAAAUAAAAACGUGGAUUAGACGACGGAAGAAAGGAAGAAAUAAAGAUACGUUGAUUUUCGAAUAUCGAAAACGAACGAUCAAAGUGUCCAUGGCAUGAUGGUUAUUGAAUUGUUCAAUAUCAGUGAUGAUAUUUAAGUGACAGUUUGAAGAAAAGGAAGAAAAGAUUAUCGAAAAGUGUGUGACAAUUCGUAUCGAAUAGUGAUGCAGUCGCGCGUCAAUCGUGCCCUACUGUUCCUUUGGAUUCCUCGCGCGAUCCUCGCGCGGCGCGCGCGUGCUCCGAACUAUCGCGCAUCGCGCAUUACCCUUCUUUCGGUUUCUUCAUGCUUAUAGUGCUUCUAUUCUCGUUGUCGUCGGCAACAGGUGACAGGUGUGUGUCUGUCGUCCGAUAAGACGAUUACAAAAGGAAAUUGAAAGAAGCGAUUGAUACACGAUCGAAAGUGAUUCGAUGAACAUUGAGGAUUAACAUAAGUGUCGUUAUGUUUGCCAAGUCGAAAAGUAGUGGCUCGACACCGAGCGUUCUACUUCCUAAUCCUCUUCAGAAUUUGUACGACGUUGGCAAACAAACGGCUACAGCAGGACCCGAAAACGCCUGGCGUAUAUACAAUGGAUACACGAAAGCGGAUCGAAAGGAAGUCUCGAUAUUUUUCUUCGACAAAAGAUCGGUCGAUAAACUUCACAAGCCGAAGCGGAAAGAAGCGGUUACGGAAAUUUUACGAAACGGAGCACGACAAAUGGAACGAGUUUCUCAUCCAAAGAUCCUGCAGGCAUACAAGGUGGAAGAAUGCGCUGAUAGUUUGGCAUUCGCGUCGGAGCCAGUUCUCGCUAGUCUUGCGAACGUUUUAGCUUAUCAAGAGCAACGAGCGAAUAACGUCGGCCAAUCGUCGACUAACGUAACGAAACAAACUUCUUCAACCCCUAGUCAUCGUGCUCCGUUCACGAAAGAGUACGAGUUACUCGAUAUAGAGAUCAAAUAUGGAUUGUUGCAGAUCACAGAGGCUUUACUUUAUCUUCACGGAACACGCAAAGUCCUUCACAGGAACGUUUGUCCCGCGAGCAUUAUAAUUACCAAAAGGGGCACUUGGAAAUUGUCAGGUCUCGAAUUUAUCGAAAAAAUGAAGGAGUUGCCAAUGAUAUCGUUGCAACCUUGGACCAAUCGCAUGUCAAAAAUGACGCAACCGAAUCUCGAUUACAUAGCACCGGAAAUACAGCAAAAGAAAGAGGGGGGCUUCUAUAGCGACAUGUACAGCUUUGGUAUGACGAUAUGCGCAAUUUUCAAUCAAGGGCGACCAUUGAUUCAAGCGAAUCAUAACUGUUCCGAGUAUUUAAAACAAUUAGAAAACCUCGAAGAACAAGUUCAUGUGAUAUUACCUUUAGUUCCCCUUCCUCUUCGAGAAGCUGUUUCUCGACUUUUACACAUCGAUCCAGAGAAGAGGCCAACCAUUCAAGUUUUAUCCAUGAUCAAGUAUUUUCAAGAUCCACCCGUAUACGCGCUUCAAUUUCUCGAUGUCAGUAAGAUGAAAGACGCGUUGCAAAAGGAGCAUUUUUAUACAACUACUUUAAAAGGAAUAUUACCUUAUAUACCAAGGAAACUUUGGUAUCAACAUAUUUGGACGUAUCUGCAAACUGAAUUGGAAAGUGAAGAAGUUCAAUCGGCUGUACUACAACCGGUACUUUAUAUCGUGCAAAAUAGUACACAAGAGGAAUACGAUCAAAUUGUAUUUCCAUCGUUACGAUCGCUUUUCUCGAAUCGUAAAUCGGUUCACGGAACGGUUACGUUGCUGGAAAAUUUGCAUUUGAUAUUAAAAAAAACAUCUCGAGAAUAUAUAGAAAGCGAAGUGCUUCCGAUGUUGUACACAUCCUUUGAGAAUUCAACUACUCAAGUGCAGACUGCAGCGUUCGUAGCCGUUUCGAAUGUGACUGAUUACAUACACGACGAGGCUGUUCGAAACAUCGUGUUGCCGAAAUUACUUCAAGCAUUUGAAAAAAAUUUAGUGGAUUCCCGAAUACUUAUGAACGUGAUACCCUGUAUUUUAAAUCGUUUGGAAAAGCAAAAAAUCAUCGAUUGUAUCUUACCAUUAUUGUUCAAUGUAAAACUUCAAGAACCGGAGAUAAUCGUACGGGUUGUGAAGAUUUACAGAUUAAUGUUAAACGACAAAAAAUAUGGAUUAUCUGUGAAUUGGAUGGCAACUAGAGCAAUGCCUUCUUUACUACCUCAAACUAUUAACCCAGCAUUGAAUCUCGAGCAGUUUGAACUACUUCUCAAAGUGUUACAAGAUAUGUUGAAUCACAUCGAAAGAAAUCAAAGGAAUCAAUUGACGCUGGAUAAUUUGUCAUUAUCGAGCCCGGAACGGUAUCGAAGUUUGCGACAUCAACACAGUACGGACAAUAUGUACGUUGCCCCCUUUAAUAUACCAAAUCUACGUAUCGAGCAACGUAAAACUUCUUCUGCUGAAGACAUGGCUCGGAAAAAUAGCACGAAUUCGAUGUCGACGACAGUUUCAGCUGAAAAUAUGGCAAGAAAAAACUCGAUGAUAACCAUGUUCAGAUGGUUCUCAUCAUCGAACAACGAUAACAGUAAUUUCUUAAAAGUGACGAAUACAUUUACGAGCAGACGGUUAUCGGAUAACACUUUGAUGACACCGAAAAUACGGGUAGCACCAUCGUGCGAAAGUUCCCCAGGUGCUACACCAGGUGAUGGAUUACCCAUUCGACGACACUCGAGCACCGGUCCUCAAGACCGACGGGGAUCUAACAUAAAUUUAUCGCCCCCCUUGGGUGGAAUGCCGAUUACCAGUAGCAGUGUUCCGUACCUGGUUAGCUCGAGCAUGAAUAGUAUACGCGGCUCGAGACGUCCUUCGGUCUCUUCAACAUCUUCCCAACAAGGACUGUUGCAGCAGGUUGGCUCCAGCAUGGUAAGACAACAACCCCCCAUCUGCCUCANNCUCAAUGGACUACCACCACCACCACCACCACCACCACAACCACCACCACAACCACCAACACUUUCUCCAUUACUCCAGCUACCGGGACAGUCUUUCCACUGACCCUCCGUCACAGUUAUCAAUUCUUCAAUAAACAAUUCGAUGGUUAAAUCUUUCGUCGACGAUCAAGUUUCGUAGGAUAUUUACAUUAAAAUUAACAACGUAAGGAACAAUUGGUUACCGUCCGUGCUACGAAAGGAGACAUAGAGGAACGAAAAAAAAUAAUUUUAUAACCAUCUCCUGUUAACGAUAAAAUGGUAA
Messenger RNA from Apis dorsata (giant honeybee), 4051 nucleotides. RefSeq names its product SCY1-like protein 2 (gene bma). Gene Ontology annotation, molecular function: protein kinase activity; ATP binding. Gene Ontology annotation, biological process: protein phosphorylation. NCBI's taxonomy places the organism in Eukaryota, Metazoa, Arthropoda, Insecta, Hymenoptera, Apidae. The transcript has 19 exons. The record is from RefSeq and is a predicted model, not a curated record. The coding region runs from base 1286 to 3853 and encodes 855 amino acids.